Molecule: messenger RNA, 822 nt
Organism: Mucor mucedo
Lineage: Eukaryota; Fungi; Mucoromycota; Mucoromycetes; Mucorales; Mucoraceae
Exons: 2
Coding region: 1-822 (273 amino acids)
Source: RefSeq, a predicted model, not a curated record
AUGUCGGAUCAAACCUACCAAUCUAGUAUUGAUUGGAAGGCAUCUUCUGAUCAACUGGCUAGACCCACAAAAAUAAAAACCGCGUACCCGGUUUCUACUAUCACAUAUACAGAUUAUAUAACAUCUACUAUAAACGGACUUCAACCUACUUCAAACGCAUACGAAGCAACAAGUUACGCAGAGGAUUUAUGGGAGCAUCGAAUCCAUCGCUUUUUACCUGUGAUACUUGCCUUUGCCAUCAUUGGUAUUCUGACGGUAUUAGGUAGCCUCGUAUACUUAGCCUAUCGUUUCUACCAAGCCAACCGUUCAUCUCGACUACGACGACGCCGCCCAGAUAGUCGCACAGCACGACGUCCAUCUGCUGCUCCAUCUUGGUUAACAAAGAUUUUGCCAAACAAAUUUAGGUCCACACCCAGACAUAUGUCUUUACCCAUUUUGAACAAUCGUCCUACAAUUGAUAAUUUAAAUGUUCCUAUCUCAUCCACAUUUAAACCGAUUGAUAAAUCCUUUCUCACGUUAGUACCUAGGUCCGAGAUAUGGCUGGAUCCUAACCGUAGAAGAGGCGUGGAUGAGCUGGAUAUAUGGGAACGAAAGAAGAGUGGGACAAUUGUGGUCCCUGAAGAGGUAUUACCUGCACCGCUAAUGUGGAGAUUCCCGUCAGCUUCAGCGUAUCCAGAUUCACCAGAUUCGGUUGAUAGAGGGUUUGCCGCAGGUGGGUCAAAUAGAAGAUCUAUUCAUAUCGAAAGUAGGCGUUCUUCUACGACAAUGCAGGAAACUCUACAUAAAAAUACUGCAAGUUGUGGUAAAUCUGAGGUAAGUUAG